GUAGCGAGAACUGUUCUGUGAUUGGUCGGUUAUCUGUUGUCGUCAUGGAGAGGAGGAUGCUAAUCAUAUCAGCUGGUUACUCGUUUCUCGUAUCUUUUGGACGUCUUGGACAAGUUGUGCGUGUGUGUCGGUCGGUAUCUCAAAGAACGUGCUUGUUUUUGUCAAACUGCAGGGUUAUGGCUAAUGUGCCUGGGAAGAUUGAGGAGUACGUUGACAGUUUUUUGGCUGAGAACUCGGCACUACAGCGUAAACUUCAAAGCAAAGCCGAGGCCUUGCUUAUUCUGAGUAAGGAACUCGACCAAUGCCGAACCGAAAGAGAUCAGUUCAGGCUAAUGGCAGAACAACUUCAGGACCGAUAUUCCAUGCUGAAGAAGAAGUCGCAUGAUCUGGGUUUCAGUCGGCUGACGCUCCAUCCUGAUGGUAUAGACUCAAAGAGACGUGGUAAUACCUUGGCUCAAAUUUUAGGAGAAACCACAGAACAGAACAAGGCUCUAAAAAUUGAGGUGGAAGAUCUGCGGCAGAAACUUCGUGAUGCACAUGGGGACAUCAAGGCGCUGCGCAUAAGCCUCGGACAGCAACGUUCUGGCACAAAUGUGGGGGACAGCCAGGCAUUCCCAUCUCACCAGAGAGAACAGCUGGUACAGCAGCUUGAGACUUUGAGUCUGAAGUGUACACAGAUGGAGACUGACCUACAGGCAGUGCUGGAUGAGAAAGAGGAACUGGUAACAGAACGAGAUGCUUAUAAAUGUAAAGUUCAUCGUCUCAACCAUGAACUGAAUGCUGUGUUGAAGGGAGACAAAACAAGACUGGUUGACAUUGAUGCGCUGGUCAUGGAGAACAGGUACUUGAAGGAGAGACUUGUGCAAGCAGAGGAAGAGAAAGAAAUGUCAAACCAAGCUCUUUCCAAAUAUAAGGGCAUGCUUGACAAGAAUCGCAGCAGAGGUACAGUUAAGCUUGGCACUAACAGCACGGGCAUGGUCAUGUCCCACAAACAGGUGCAACAGCUCCUGGAACGUGGCUCAUCAGCACAGUUGCCCAACACUGUUGCCACCCUGUCAGACUUGAAAUCAUUGUGUCUUGCCUUACUGGAGGCUCUCGGAGACAAGGUGCUAGCCCUGAAUCAUCAGAGGAAAGCAAACAAGAUCCUGGCAAAUCGUAUCUCUGACCUAGAAGAGGCAGUGCAGAGAGGGCAUCCGGCCACAUUUCCAUCACAGUUGCUUCUGGAAGGCUAUGCCAGCUCUGAAGUGGACCAGAAUGCAAGUAGCAUCCUCUCCCCAGAGCAUCCUGGCAGCUCAGAUUCAGAGGGAGAGUGCAUCAGCAGCAUACAUCUCAACUCUGAAGGUAUACAGGAUGCUUUCACAACACUGGAGAUAAAUGGCGAAGGCAGUCAGAGUGAGAUCACAGCAGUUGACGGUAUGGAAGUAUCAAAAAAGAUAUCCACCUCCAAACCAUCACAACACGACCUCACAGUCACUCGAGGACAUGAAUCUCCACCGCACCAGUACCUGUCAAGCAGACAUUCAGAGAAGCCUGAUAAUGACAUCAGGGAUAAGUACAGAAUGUAUGGGUCACAUAUGGAAGAUACCAUCUCACCCCAAACCAGUGUUCAAGGAGAGGACAACAGCCUACCUCCACAGCUACAGCAGCUAGUGCAGAAAGCUUUGGAUGAGAUGAAGCAGGAAGCCAAAAAGGGAUGCUAAUAAUGUUACCAAUUUAUACUAUGUUAAUAAAGUUCCUACAAAAUUA
Molecule: messenger RNA, 1746 nt
Organism: Cryptotermes secundus
Lineage: Eukaryota; Metazoa; Arthropoda; Insecta; Blattodea; Kalotermitidae
Product: coiled-coil domain-containing protein 149
Exons: 12
Coding region: 45-1700 (551 amino acids)
Source: RefSeq, a predicted model, not a curated record